AUGAACGCCGCGGAUCGCCGCCGCUACCAGAGCCGCACUCAGCAGUUCCUCACGUUCGCCGCCGUUAUCGCGAGCAAGAACGGCAUCUUCACUCUGCCUCGACUCCUCUUCAUCCACGGCGGAGCCCCAUUCGUGAUCGCCUACACGACGCUCACGGUGAGCGUGGCGAUCCCAGUGAUGCAACUGGAGAGCGUGCUCGGCCAGUUCACGGGUGCCGGAAACAUCGGAAUCUUCGACACUGUGCCGGGCAUGCGGGGACUGGGCCACACGAUGACCUUCUACUUCACGCUUGGCAUGACCAUCUUCGUGACUGAGUGCUCCUACUCGACCGUGUUCCUGGCCAGCCUGUUUCGGUCUACUCUGCCGUGGGCCGACUGCAGUCACUUCCGGCCCUCGGACUCGUGCUACGUGCCCAUGAGGAAAAUGGUGCUCUGCAGCAGCGUGCAGGAACACAUAAUGCAGCGCUACCCGCACUCGCGCGAGACGCAGGGGAGGCCGGUCACGAACGGCUCGACCACGCUGCUCGUCCCCGAGUCCGUCUACAGCAACUUCAGCGCGGUCGGCUGCGACAACGGGACGCAGAGCGCUACUCGUCUCUUCUUCGACUCCAGGGUUCUCCGGCUAUCGGCGGACGGCCACGACGUGGUUCACCCGGAGAUAGCCAUCGCGAUGGCGGCUCUCUGGCUCCUCGUCUUCGCCGCCACCAGAAACGGCCUGCAGAACGCCGAAUACGCAGUGUACGUUAUCGCUUCCCUGACCAUCACUACGCUGAUACUGAUGCUCGUGAAUUCUUUAGCACUAAAGUACAGUGAUCGCGGAAUGAAUCUCUUAGUUAGGGCACCGCUGUCAGGAGUCGUCAGCUACGAACUUUGGCGGGACGCACUGAAGGUGACAAUAAGCAACAUCGGCAUCUUCAGCGGCGGAUUCCUGAGCGUCGCGCGCUUCAAUAUAUUCAAGACCAAGAUAGGAACAUUUUCAACCAUCGUAGCUCUAAUGCAACUGAUAUCUUCGCUACUCUACGGACUCCUCUUCUACGCGCACGUUGGCUUUCUGUCUUCUGUUAAGGACACGGACAUUGAGCACAUCUUGGAAAGCGUAGAUAUCGAGCAUGUGAUAAUGCCCGAGACCCUCACAAUCUUGGAUACGACGCGGUUCUGGUGCACAGUGUAUUUCACCUGGUUGUUAGCUAACGCCCUCGGAUACAUGAUGAUAGGUCCUGAAGUUGUUCUCGAAGCUGUCGUGUUUGAAUUUCCAGGAUUUGCAAAGUUUCGGAACGAGCUGCGUCUAGCUGCCUGCUUCUGCUUCUACUUUCUCGGACUUUGUCUGACCACUACCUCUGGUCCACAUAUUAUCAAGCUGCUGCUGCCUAACAUUGAUGUUAUUGCCGCGCUGUCUCUUUUGUUAGAAGUACUGGUCAUUGUGCGGAUUUACGGUAUUCACCGCGUCAUGGUGGACUAUCACACAAUGACGGGUCACUAUCCGAGCCUAAUGACGCGAUUAUCCUGGACCUUUGGAGUACCUCUUCAACUAACCAUGCUGCUGGUGAUUGAAGUAGUGCAGCCAUCCCCAGAAGCUUACAGGGGCGUUCACUUUAGCUACUUCGCUAAACUGUUUGGAAUCUGGAUCAUCGUGGCUGCAGUCAGUUUCAUUCCUACAUACCUCUUCGCCCUUCUCACGGUCCACCCGUGGGAAAAGAUCAUGGCACCAGCAAUGACGUGGUUACCCGAGGACAAGGCGGCCAAUCGCGAGUACCGAGCUCUGCUGCGAGAGUGUGGCUACGCGUCGAGAAAGGGGCGAUCCUUGAGCGCCCUGCCUGACCAGCCGAGCCUUGCCACAAGCGGCCAAGGUAGCGUCGCUGUUGGAGCGAGUCGUGGCGAGACCGUGACCGUGGCGGAGACGAUAGACCCACGCGAGAUGGUGGGCACCACGGAGCGGUCGGUCUCGUUCGCCCCCGACGUGAUAACGACGCCCCGCUACAGCGAGAACUUCAACGAGCUCCUCGACCAGCAGUUCGGACUCCACUCAUCGCGGGCCCCAUCCCGAGAUGCGACCUCGGAAGCCGGCUUGCUGGACGACGCUUCUUCAACCAUUCAGAUUAAGCUACCUCAAUACGAAACCAACAUCGACGCCGUACCGGUAUCGGUAUUUGCCAAGGAGGACGUUGAAGAGAUUAGAAAGAUUAUCGGCAAUGUCCACACCGCGUUGGGCACUCUCUCCCCAAGAGACGCCGGCUUUGCUGAGAAAAUAGCUCUAGGCAACUGCGAAUCUGGAAAGCGCGAUGCGCAGUUACCGCUAGCGAACAAUACCAAGAAAGCGGCAGACAAAGGGGAGAGAAGGCGUAGUUCCACUGCUGCUGCUGUGGCGCUUCCACUGCCUCCGGUGCGACCGCCAGAAGGCGACGCCAGGAUUGCGAAGGACGCGGCAAAGAAAAGGGACAGAAAACAAAGCGCCGUACCGCUUCCACCGGCUGCAGUGCUGCAUCUACCCGAAUGUGACGUAAAGACAAGCAUCGCUGGUGCAGCAGGCACAAUGGAAAGCAGACAAGGCCUUGCUGCCACCCCCGAACCUGCAACGUUUGUAGCGCAGCCGACUGAAGGGGGUGUAAAAAUUUCAGGAGAGCAGGCUGCGCAUUCCGCCAUCGACACUCAGUCACUUAGUGAAAAACACGCGCAGCAUUCAUUGAGCAAGGAGCGGUCUGGUCAAAAGAAAAGGAAGCAUAAAUGGUCGUCGCCUUCACGGACACAAAAAAAGAGGGGUUCAAGACAACUGUCCAAGUCUAAGAAAUCAGCCGGCAAGAAGCGCAAGUUGUCGGGGUCGGAAAGUGCUGAUGCUAAUCAGGGCAAAGAUAGUGUUGAGACCAGCCCGAAGGACAGCGCUAAAGACAGCGCUGUGGCGAGCCCUGUUAAGAUCAACUUCAAGGGAAGCCCCAAGUCAUAA
Molecule: messenger RNA, 2937 nt
Organism: Dermacentor silvarum
Lineage: Eukaryota; Metazoa; Arthropoda; Arachnida; Ixodida; Ixodidae
Product: sodium- and chloride-dependent glycine transporter 2
Exons: 1
Coding region: 1-2937 (978 amino acids)
Biological process (GO): sodium ion transmembrane transport
Cellular component (GO): membrane
Source: RefSeq, a predicted model, not a curated record